Urocitellus parryii (Arctic ground squirrel) is the source of this 2137-nucleotide messenger RNA. NCBI's taxonomy places the organism in Eukaryota, Metazoa, Chordata, Mammalia, Rodentia, Sciuridae. The record is from RefSeq and is a predicted model, not a curated record.
CGCGCGGGGCUGCGGCGGCGGCGGCGGCGGCGGCUCCGAUCAGUCAUCCCCUCUCACCACCUGGCGCGCGUGGGGACGGGUCUGCAGCCCCUUGUCCGCCCUACAACCCUCAUGGGCUGCCGCCCGCCGCCGCCUCGGCUGCCACCCAGGACAAGGCAGGGAUAAGCGCAGGACCAGACGGACACCAUGUCUGGAGACUAUGAGGAUGACCUCUGCCGGCGGGCUCUCAUCCUGGUCUCAGACCUCUGUGCACGGGUCCGAGACGCCGACACCAAUGACAGGUGCCAGGAGUUCAAUGAGCUACGAAUCCGAGGCUACCCCCGGGGUCCAGAUGCAGACAUUUCCGUGAGCCUGCUGUCGGUCAUCGUCACAUUCUGUGGCAUUGUCCUCCUGGGUGUCUCUCUCUUCGUGUCCUGGAAGUUGUGCUGGGUGCCCUGGCGGGACAAGGGAGGCUCGGCAGUGGGCGGCGGCCCCCUGCGGAAAGACCUAGGUCCUGGGGUUGGGCUGGCAGGCCUGGUGGGUGGUGGCGGGCACCACCUGGGGGCUGGCCUGGGUGGCCAUCCUCUGCUCGGCGGCCCACAUCACCAUGCCCACACGGCCCACCAUCCGCCCUUUGCCGAGCUGCUGGAGCCGGGCAGCUUGGGGGGCUCCGACCCCCCGGAACCCUCUUACUUGGACAUGGACACAUAUCCAGAGGCGGCAGCAGCGGCUGUGGUAGCUGCUGGGGUCAAACCAAGCCAGACAUCUCCUGAGCUGCCCUCUGAGGGCGGGGCAGGAUCUGGGUUGCUCCUGUUGCCCCCCAGUGGUGGGAGCUUGCCCAGUGCCCAGUCGCAUCAGCAAGUCACCAGCCUAGCGCCCAGCACCAGCACCCCUGAAGGUCCAGAGGAGACCCUGUUCCCAGGCUGGGAGGAGACCAGGGGCUUCCUGGAGGUGGAGGUGCAUAGGAAGACCCUGAACCCCGUCUUCAACGAGACGUUUCAGUUCUCGGUGCCCCUGGCCGAGCUGGCGCAGCGUAAGCUGCACUUCAGCGUCUAUGACUUUGACCGCUUCUCGCGGCACGACCUCAUCGGCCAGGUGGUGCUAGACAACCUCCUGGAGCUGGCCGAGCAGCCCCCCGACCGCCCGCUCUGGAGGGACAUCGUGGAGGGCGGCUCGGGUUUCUUCCUGCCCCCUCUCCUGAGUCCCGACAGCCUGAUGGCCCAGGCCUUAAGCCUGCUGGGAUCCCCAGUCCCCCAUGCCUCCCAGGGCCCGGAUGGUGCCCUGAGCCCUUCCCUCUCCCUAGACCCCUAUGUGAAGGCCUCUCUGAUCAGCGAGGGGCGGCGUCUGAAGAAGCGGAAGACCUCCAUCAAGAAGAACACCUUGAACCCCACGUACAACGAGGCGCUGGUGUUCGACGUGGCCCCCGAGAGCGUGGAGAACGUGGGGCUCAGCAUCGCCGUGGUGGACUAUGACUGCAUCGGGCACAACGAGGUGAUCGGAGUGUGCCGCGUGGGCCCCGAGGCCGCCGACCCCCACGGCCGCGAGCACUGGGCGGAGAUGCUGGCCAACCCCCGCAAGCCCGUGGAGCACUGGCACCAGCUGGUGGAGGAAAAGACUCUGACCAGCUUCACAAAAGGCAGCAAAGGACUAUCAGAGAAAGAGAACUCAGAGUGAGGGGUCUGGCCUAGGCCCGGGAUCGGACCAGGCCCCCAUCCCUUCCUGCCCGGACUGUGAACUCAUCUCCUCGAAGCCAUAAUGUCCGAGCUGCUGGUGCGGGGCAGCCCUGGGCUUGCCCUUCCUCCCCCUGGAGCGGGAGGCGGGGAGGCAGGCCCAGCUCCCUGUUUCAGGGUGGGGGGCUUUCAGCCUCCACUGUCUGUCUUCUCUCUCCUGGGGCUCCCCCUCGAGGCAAGGGGCCGUGCAUGUCUGGGGGACCCCCACCCCACAAACCCUCUGUCUCUGUCUCUUGACUGUUGUCCCAGACUUGGUGUCCUGACCCUUGUACGAGUGUGAAUGUCAACAGACCAGUCCUCUGUGUCCCCCCAGACACUCGCUCACACCUGUGUCCACCCCUUGUGUUCGCCACACCCCGUGUCUGGCCGAUCCCCCCACCGCUGCUGCUAUCAACGCCAGAAUAAACACACUCCGUGGGUCUCACUCA